GAGGCAAACAUGGCGGAUCAAAACAAGACGGUAACCUCGGAGGCGUUCUACAAUGAGAUAUUAAGUCCCAGUGAGCUGUUCGCAGCUCGCUCCAGGAGUCAUAAAAUCCCAGUCAGAGGACAGAAGGACUUCUUCCCCAACGACUCGGAGGAACAGAAGCGGCGACUGCAGCAGAGUUUGGACGAACACUGGAGCCUCGUAUCAGAGGAGCGAGUCGAGAGGCUAGGAAGCCUUGUGAAAGCCACAUGGAUUCCAAGUGAGCAGAUUGUGGAGCUCCAGACUCCAGCUGGUAAGUUUUGGCAGACGAUGGGCUUUUCAGCCAAUGGAAAACAGUACUUGCUCCCGGAAGAGGCUCUCUACCUGAUGGAGUGUGGCAGUGUGUUGGUGUUUUAUAAGGAGCUGCCGCUCUCCAUCCAGGACGGCUAUGAAAAGUUUCUGUCCUCAGACACUUUGACUCUGCAGCAGUUUCAGGUCUUUGGGCAUCUGAAGAGACUCGGCUAUGUGGUACACAGAUUUGAUCCAAGCUCGGAGCCGUCGUCCUACACCAGACAGCUGAACCUGCAUCAGUCACGAGACAAAGGAGGGAGACCGCUGAAGAGGAAACGCAGCGCCAGCCCUACGCAGUCAUGCAGUCUCACUCAAACACGAGCACAAUCACCUGCUGAGAAAACGGCGGAGGAUGAUAAACUACCAGAGUCACAGCUGAUGGCUUCUACAGAACCUCCUGAGACCCAGUCUGCCUGCACCAGCUCCACAGAUGAAAAGCGGGUCGGGACCUGGUGGAUGACGGAUGAUCCUGAGCGGGAGUCGGAAGAAAGAUCCGACCUGUGCGGCUCCUCGGCUCGUCGCUCACGCUGGGAUUUCAGCGCCAUUCCUUUCCCAGAUUUGGGCUCCAGGGACUGCGACCCCGGCUGCUUGGCCCCACCGGACCCCUCGGUGCUGCCCGGGGAUCUGGCUGUCGGGGUCUGCGACGUCGCCGCCUGGAAGGAUAAAAUAAACCUGCGGCAGGUGAAGAUGUCGGCGAAGGAGCAGAGGAGGGAGAGGACCAGAGGCAGGCAGCGGUGGGAUGUAAACAAGGCCAAGGAGGUCCGAAGGUGCAGAAACUGGACCGAGUACCAUGAACUCCUGGCGAGGCGGCAGGCGAGGCGGCAGGCGCAGCGUCGAGGCCGACCCGCUCACCUUUGGAACAGAGAAGUUGAACCUUUACACGACCCCACUCGGCCCGUCCCCACAGCCGAGCUGCUGGAUAAAAUCAGCGUGAUUAAAUCAACACGUUUACUGGAGGGAGCGUCCAGGUUAAAAGCUUCGGAUGAGUGGAGGAUUUGUUUCGAUGUUUACCAGCCGGAUUCUGUUUCGGACUUCAAGAAGAGCAGCCCGGGCAAACCGUACAGCCGCAUGUGUGUGUGCAGUUUUGAUGGUCCAGUUCCUGAUCUGCGAGCCGUCAAGCAGCUGGCCUUUCAGAGCAGAGACGUCUCCGUCGUCUUCGCCGUCGUGGACCACGGAGACAUUUCCUUCUACACCUUCAAAGACUUCCAGCUGCCGAGGGACGUGUUCCCCUGAGAAUCAAGUAUCCAGGACUUUUUAUCUCUGCUGGACCAG
Nematolebias whitei (Rio pearlfish) is the source of this 1599-nucleotide messenger RNA. RefSeq names its product TSEN54 tRNA splicing endonuclease subunit (gene tsen54). Gene Ontology annotation, biological process: tRNA-type intron splice site recognition and cleavage. The coding region runs from base 10 to 1560 and encodes 516 amino acids. Gene Ontology annotation, cellular component: tRNA-intron endonuclease complex. Lineage: Eukaryota; Metazoa; Chordata; Actinopteri; Cyprinodontiformes; Rivulidae. The record is from RefSeq and is a predicted model, not a curated record. The transcript is spliced from 12 exons.